Molecule: messenger RNA, 3385 nt
Organism: Nymphalis io (European peacock)
Lineage: Eukaryota; Metazoa; Arthropoda; Insecta; Lepidoptera; Nymphalidae
Gene: PKD
Product: serine/threonine-protein kinase D1
Exons: 15
Coding region: 207-2579 (790 amino acids)
Biological process (GO): protein phosphorylation
Molecular function (GO): ATP binding; protein serine/threonine kinase activity
Source: RefSeq, a predicted model, not a curated record
UGUGACGGGUGGUGCAUGUUAUGUCUUUUGUAUGUUACUUGUUGAUUUUAUUAAUUAAACAUUACGACGAAUGAGUGAAAAUUGACUAUUUAAUUACUUAGUUAAUUAUGAUAUAGUGUUGUGUGUGGAUGCUGCGGAUUGGACCCUACGUUUUCCAUCUCCGGGCGUUGACUGUUCAGGUGGUAGCUACAGGCUAGACAUAAACGAUGGAGGACGAGGUGACGUUCCUGUUCCAGAUGGGUGUCCUGCGUGACGCGGUUUCGGCCCCUGUCAACAUACUAACCCUCGCGCAUCUUAAGGAACUGGCCGUCAAAUUCGUCCAAGAAAAGAUACCGGACAAUGGUCUCAAUCGGUUGUCGGACCGCAUCUUGCUGUUCCGCCAUGACUACUGUUCGCCCAACGUGCUGCAGAUCAUCAAUUCUGCCACAGAUGUCACUGACGAGACCCUCGUCGAGAUCGUCCUUACCGCUAAUCCACUUCUCUGCGACGGAGCCGACAGCGCGCCGGCGCCGCGACCGCACGCGCUGGCGGUGCACUCCUACAAGGCGCCCACUUUCUGCGACUUCUGCGGAGAGAUGCUCUUCGGCCUCGUGCGACAGGGACUCAAGUGCGAAGGUUGCGGGCUGAACUACCACAAGCGCUGCGCGGUGAAGGUGCCGUCGAACUGCGAGUCGCCGGCCAGCAGCGCGGCGCCGCCCGGCAGCCGGCGCCAGUCCGCCGCGCCGCGCAGCCCGUCGCGCUCGUCGGCCGCCAGCCACGCCAGCCACGACGACUCGCUGGUUGGUGGAGGAACGGGCCCUAAACGGUCUGCAGGCGCCUGGGCGUCUUCUCUGGGCAUACCCCAUACCUUCCAAGUUCACACCUACACCCGGCCGACCGUGUGCCGUCUGUGUAAGAAGCUGCUGCGAGGGUUGUUCAAGCAAGGCCUGCAGUGUGGUGACUGUCAUUACAAUGCGCAUCGCAAGUGCCUACCAUUCGUGCCCAAAGACUGUGGGGGAGAGAUCAGAGAUCAUCAAGGAGAGAACCAAGACAGCUGCAGCACCAGCAGCGAGAUCAGCGAGCCGCGCGCCGCGCACGACGACGACUCGGACGACGGAGAGCAGGACUCCAACGGGCACAACCACAACCAUCACAGUGAGCAGGGAGAGAACCGACAAGACGAAGACGACGAGCCUCAGCGAGACACCAUUCCUGAACAUUCUGCCAGUAGACCCAGCAGUUCAUCGUCGUCCCCGAGCGCCAACAUUCCGCUGAUGCGUAUCGUGCAAUCCGUCAAGCACACCAAGAAGCGAGACGGACAGUGGCUCAAGGAAGGCUGGCUGGUGCACUUCACGAACAAGGACAAAACAAUAAAACGCCACUACUGGCGACUGGACAGCCAGUCGAUAACGCUGUUCACGUCGGAGCAGGGCACCAAAUACUACAAGGAGAUACCCCUCAACGAGAUCCUGGCCGUCGACACGGCGAGGACUCCUCAAUCAGACGUGAUGCACUGCUUCGAGCUGCGCACGGCCAACGUGGACUACCUGGUGGGCGUGGACCCCGCGUGGCAGGGCGGCGCGGCGCCGCUGCCGCCGCCCGGCUCGGGCGUGGGCGCGUACCUGGCGCGCUCGUGGGAGACGGCGCUGCGCCACGCGCUGCUGCCGCACCCGCCGCACGAGCCGCCCGGCGCGCCCGAGCGCGGCGCCGAGAUGGCGCAGCUCUACCGCAUCCACCCCGACGAGGUGCUCGGCUCGGGCCAGUUCGGCAUCGUGUACGGCGGCCUGCACCGCGCCACGGCGCGCCCCGUCGCCAUCAAGGUCAUCGACAAGCUGCGGUUCCCGACCAAGCAGGAGGCGCAGCUGAAGAACGAGGUGGCCAUCCUGCAGAACCUGUCGCACCCGGGCGUCGUCAACCUGGAGCGGAUGUUCGAGACCCCGGAGCGGAUCUUCGUGGUCAUGGAGAAGCUGAAGGGGGACAUGUUGGAGAUGAUCCUCUCUCACGAGAAGGGGCGUCUCACUGAGCGUAUCACGAAGUUUCUAGUCGCGCAGAUCCUGGUAGCGCUGAAGCACCUCCACGAAAAGAACAUCGUGCACUGCGACUUGAAGCCAGAAAACGUACUCCUGUCCUCGGACGAGACGUUCCCGCAAGUGAAGCUUUGCGACUUCGGCUUCGCGCGCAUCAUCGGGGAGAAAUCCUUCCGCCGGUCCGUUGUCGGCACACCCGCCUACCUCGCGCCCGAGGUGCUCCGCAACAAGGGCUACAACCGCUCGCUGGACAUGUGGUCGGUCGGCGUCAUCGUCUACGUGUCGCUGUCCGGGACCUUCCCCUUCAACGAGGACGAGGACAUCAACGAGCAAAUCCAGAACGCCGCCUUCAUGUACCCGCCCACGCCCUGGAGGGAGAUCUCCGCCGAGGCCAUCGACCUCAUCAACAACCUGCUGCAAGUGAAGCAGCGCAAGCGGCUGUCGGUGGACAAGUGCGCGGCGCACGCGUGGCUGCAGACGGCGGAGGCGUGGCAGGACCUGCGCGCGCUGGAGCGGCGCGUGCAGGCGCGCUACCUCACGCACGCCAGCGACGACGCGCGGCACGAGCGCUGACCGCGGGGACCCUUCGCGUGCGAACACACCCAGCCUGCUUUGAUAUUCGCGUGUAGUAUACAAUGAACAAAAGCUAACCUGUCCGUCUUCGUGCCUCGAACUAUCCAUGUCCGCCGAGCUGAACGACGAUCGGUCGAGUCGUUGAGGUAGAGAGCGAGACGUCCCGGUUGUACCGGUAGUGUGGGAUGAUUUUGUAGCUCGGCUGUCAAUGGUCGGUUUGUCCUUGAAUCUCUUUUAUGACGACAUUUAUUUUAUGGUUUUAAGCUCUCGAAGACAAUGUUAGUGGCCGAUGGUAAAUUAAAGAGAGGUUCUAGCUUCAGAUGCCGCUCCCCGACGACGACACAUACUACCGAUUAUUUAGACAAAAAAACUUUCAACACUGACAACAUACCGCCAUGUUAAAUUUUUCCCGCCAGUGAGAAUGUUUCGUUUUUAAUCGCGCGUUUUUAAUGUAUUAUAUGACAAAAGAAACAACUUAUCAUCCUCAUUCUUUUUGUCUUAUUUUUUUUAAAUUAAAAUAAUUAAAUUUAAUCAAUAUUAAAAAGAAAUUCAAUUCGUGGACAGUCGGGUAGGAGUGGGCUAUGAACUUUCUUAACCCAAAAAAAUAUUUGCCAAAUUAGCAUUAACAAUGUAACAAUGCAAUCGAUGAAGUUAUGUUAACGAUAUAAACGAGCACAACGCGUUAAAAACCUUAGAGUAUUUAUUUGAUAUAACACAGCAUUCCUACCGCUAUGGCUGCUUAAUAUAAUUAAGUAUUUCAAUGAACAUGAGAUUCUAAUUUACAAUUAAUUAUACCUUAAGAUGUA